Messenger RNA from Dicrocoelium dendriticum, 1544 nucleotides. The record is from the annotation of a GenBank genome assembly. Lineage: Eukaryota; Metazoa; Platyhelminthes; Trematoda; Plagiorchiida; Dicrocoeliidae.
AUGACAACGGCUAGAUUGAUGGAUUUACCAGACGGGGACUAUCACAUUGUGUAUCAAAACUUAAAAAGUGAUUUCAACAAUUCUCAGGUACCAAGUGCAGAGUUGGAGUCACGCAUGCCUAACCCGGAAGCAUAUGCUAACCCUGUUUUUACGCUAUCGCAAAGGACAGGUACCUCUCCCUUGCUACCCUCGGUGGACCAAGAAACUUUUCAUCACAAGUAUCAACUCCUGCGAAGAAACCAUCCAAAUCGUGGAGCUUUCUGUGUUUCACCGCAUCGAAAUUUCUUGGACUCAUACGCAUUUCCAGAGGAGGGCUAUAACAACCCAGACUACUUGCCAUUCCAGGAUAAACAAACCGACAUACACGAUCAGAAUGUUUGGUGGCACCGUUCACCAGUGAGGCUGCCUGGAGCGUCGAAUGUUGAAAGCCCUUUGGGGGCUGGAGUAAACUGUUCGGCAGCCAACAGAGACUGGCCCUCUUCUUCGUUUUUACAAAAUUAUCUUCCCCCUUUCCAGCCGCCAACCCCUAAGGAUCUUCAUCCGCAACUGCCUUACUUUAUGUGCAAGCAUUUCCCAAAUGAGAUUCACGCAGCUGCUGCCGCUGUGCUGGCGCUAAAAGGUGGAAGUGUGGAUCCUUCAGAGAACAGUGGUGGUAACUUUCCGUCGGACCGAUUCGCAAUCGAUGCUUCGAACUUUCAGACAUCACCUUCAAAUUCCACUGCAUUCCAUAGUGCCAGCUCAGAUGGUUAUACUGGAAGGUACAACCAAACUGAUUAUCGUUCGCCUGCGAAAGAUAAACAUUGCGAUCGACCGGCGCUAAGAAGAAAAAGACGACCAUACACACGGUUUCAAACAAUGAUAUUAGAAAAGGAAUACAAUGAAACGUCCUAUAUUACGAGGCAAAAACGGUGGGAGAUCUCAUGUAAGCUUCAACUGACCGAAAGACAGGUCAAAGUGUGGUUUCAGAAUCGCCGGAUGAAGAGCAAGAAGCUUCGAUCACGUCUGGCUCUCUCGGAAGCAGAUCCAGUAGACACCGAUGAAGAUCCACCAUGCUCGGUUCGAACUCGAACCGCUAUAACCAAAAAUGAAACAAACGGAUGGAAGUCAAGGAGCUCCGGUUUGCCCGAAAAAUUACAUCCUAAUAAUGACAUCAACGAUGGUCUUCAUUUCUCCUUACCUUAUUCGGAACAAACAUCCCAACAGCCCCACUUUUCUCUCAACAGCAUGCUACACUGUCCACAAUGGACGGAUUCAUUUACCCACGAUACUUCUACGUUCAGAACAGCGGCAAACUUGACUGAUUAGCUUGUACCGCUGUUCAUUUCCAGCACUGAUUUCAGGGACCCUAAAAUGUAAAAGGUGCCAGACAAAAUGUUAGCCGAACAAGUGCACAAAUUGUUAUGAAAAUAAUGUGAUGGACGCUUAAAAGGGUAACAGAGUAGACCAAGCUGUUACUCCCUUCUGCAUCCAAUUGAGUGGACGAAUCUAAAGACUGCCACUUGUAAAUUUUCUUUUGAUGCCGGUGUUUAAAUUUUGAACCUAGA